GUGACACAAUUGUCUAGAGUCCCGACCAUACUAGGUGUUGAAUAAAAACUUUCAUCAAUUUGUUUAUAAAAGUAAAGAAACUCAAAGAAGAUUAAUAACUUUAGAUUAUUCAAAUAUUUGAAAGAACAAUUGGCAGUUUUAAACUGAUAAUUGCUGGAUGUUAUUCUUUAGCUAAAAUUAGGAAUUCUGGUUGCUGAUUUGAGUGCAUUGUAAUAUCUGCUAAUAUGGCAGAAAACAGUGUAUUCUAAUAUUGUUUAAAGUUUAUGAUUUUUUAAACAAAUACAAUAAUUAUAAAUACAGAAUAAUGUUGAAGUUAUUGAAAAUAUAAAUAUAGUAAUUAAGUGAUAGUGAAAACAAAUAAGUGACUCUGACGCGGCGAACAGUGCCCGCCGAAAUUAGUUUCAUAUCUCAACACGUUUAUAAAUCUCAAAUCAACAAGAACAUAUAGUGCUUUUUUUACAGUCUAUUUACGUUGUUUAUGAUGAAUAAAAUUUAUUUCUCAGCAUUGUAAAUUCAAGCUGGGACUAUUGAAUUAGGUAUUUUUUUUUAGAGAAGCCAACAGGCUAUGGCCAACUUAAACUUUGAGCAACCACCACGCAGUAUUGCGACCGCAAGCCUUUCCUCACGUGGGGCUGGUGGAGGGGGCUUAAGCUCAUCCUCUCUAGUGGGUCAUGUCACCCCAACCUCAGGGAUGUUCUCGGGCUCAUCUGCAAGUACCUCGAGUACCGCUAACUCGACGAUUGUUGGAGCCAGCAUUUAUCCUGGUGCAGCCUCGGGUGCAGCAACACAAUCAGCAGGACAUCAACCACAGCAACAACUCUCUCCGAUGGGAACUCGGGGUCUUUUUGGACAAAGGGCUUUUGCAGAUAGACGUACUAUGCCUUCUCUUGGGAAUUCGAAUCCAAUGGGUAGUAUGGGAAGUUUUGGAAUACCUCAAAGUCGGAGUUACGGAUCUCAAGGUGCGAUUAAUAAUUUCCAUUCUGUUUUUGGAAGUAGUGGAGGUGGAGAUACAAGUACUCCUCCACUGUUAGAUCUCUCAGAGUUUCCGUCUUUAACUAAUAGAGGCCAAGGUGAUUCAAUGCCUCAACCAAGUCCAAUGCCUGGAAAACAAGCUUAUGUGGGUAUGGUGAAACAACCCACUUCUGAAGCAAGUGAAUUUACCAUGAGCUCAGAAGAUUUCCCUGCAUUACCUGGUACGCAAAGUAGAGAAGGUCCUUCGCCUGGCGGAAGUGUUUCUGGUGAUAAGAAUAUUUCUGUUGGUCUUGGACCUGAUAUUGGUCAAGAUGUAUUACAAAAUAAUAGAGCACCGGGAUCAGAAAAAUCACAAGUAUCUAAAAGAGGAAUUCAAACAUCACCUGAUGGAAAAGUUACGAAUAUACCAGCAAGUAUGGUUAAAGACCAAUUUGGUAUGGUAGGAUUAUUAACUUUUAUUAGAGCUGCAGAAACCGAUCCAAAUCUAGUAUCUCUGGCGCUUGGACAGGAUUUAACAGCAUUAGGACUCAAUCUUAACUCACCUGAAAAUCUUUACCAAAAUUUUGGUGGCCCUUGGGCAGAAACUCCGUGUCGACCUCAAGAUAUUGACUUUCAUGUACCGCCAGAAUAUCUCAUUAAUGCAGCAAUAAGAGAUAAGUUGGCACCUAUAAAACUCAAUCGAUACAAAGAUGACCUAUUGUUUUAUAUGUUUUACACGAAUAUUGGUGAUGUAUUACAAUUGGCGGCAGCGGCAGAACUAUAUAAUAGAGAAUGGCGAUAUCACAUGGAAGAGAAAGUCUGGAUAACACAAGCACCAGGACUUGGAAUAGUUGAAAAAACUACAACGUACGAACGUGGUACUUAUUACUACUUUGACGCGCAAAACUGGAGAAAAGUAGCCAAGGAAUUCCAUUUGGAUUAUGCAAAACUGGAGAGUAGACCUCUUCCUCCAACGUCUUUUCAUCAAACCCAACCUUGACUGCAGAUUACAAUGUGGAUACUUGAGUUAAAUGUGAGCUGGGCGAAUCCAGCAAUUGUAUAAAUGAACAAAUUUAAUAAUCUUUAAUAAAAAUAUUAAAUUCGAAAAAUAAAUAAUAAAUAAUUCCUUACUUAGCACGAUAA
Messenger RNA from Chelonus insularis, 2094 nucleotides. It is a transcript of the gene Rga, whose product is annotated as Regena. The coding region runs from base 566 to 1951 and encodes 461 amino acids. The transcript is spliced from 8 exons. Gene Ontology annotation, cellular component: CCR4-NOT core complex; P-body. The record is from RefSeq and is a predicted model, not a curated record. Gene Ontology annotation, biological process: regulation of stem cell population maintenance; regulation of DNA-templated transcription; nuclear-transcribed mRNA poly(A) tail shortening. NCBI's taxonomy places the organism in Eukaryota, Metazoa, Arthropoda, Insecta, Hymenoptera, Braconidae.